UAAAAAAAAAUUCCACAAGUGCAAAAUUAUCAGUAAUUUAUUAUUUCAGAAAAAACAAAUGGAUUCAAGGAAAGUUGUGAAAGAAGAAAGAGCGGAAGCUGCUGCAAAAAUAGCAGCAGAUGAACUUAGUGACGUGAAUAAAGAGCGAAGGGAUCAAAGUCAAAGAGAUGUUGAUGUGAAUAAUAAUAAAGAGCAAAAGGAUCAAAGUCAAAGAGAUGUUGAACAACAGAAACCCGGCGUUAUCGGCACGAUCAUCAAAUCCGUUCAAGGUACGCUUGGUCAUGCUAAAGACGCCGUUACUGGAAAAGCUCAUGAAACUGCCCAAAUCGCCAGCGACACCGCCGAUGCAGCAGCGGAAAAUGCAAGACGGUCUAAAGACGCUGCAGCUGAUAAAUUAGGCGAAUAUGCUGAUUAUGCUGAGGAAAAGGGUAAGGCUACUAAAUCAUCUGUUUCGGAGAAAGCUAAUCAAGUGAAAGAAAAAGCAGGGGAGUAUGCAGAUUCUGCUGCGGAUAAGGCGAAACAGACGAAGGAUUAUGCAGCGGAGAAAGCGAAGGAGGCUAAGGACACGACGGUAGGGAAAGUGGGAGAGUACAAGGAUUACGCGGGAGAUAAGGCUAAAGAAGCGAAAGAUGGUGCAAGUCGUAAAGCAACGGAGUAUGAAGAGUAUGCAGAGAGUAAAGCUAAGGAAGCUAAAGAUACAACUGUGCAGAAAACAGGGGAGUAUAAGGAUUAUACGGCUGAAAAGGCGAAAGAAGGAAAAGAUACUGCGAUAGGGAAAUUGGCUGAGCUGAAGGAUAGUGCGGCUGACGCCGCGAAGCGGGCGAUGGAUAUGAUUACGGGUAAAAAAGACGAAGCUCAGCAGAAGGCAGGGGAAACGGCUGAAGCGGCUAAACAGAAGGCGAGUGAAACUCAGCAGAAGGCAGGGGAAACGGCUGAAGCGGCUAAAGAGAAGGCGAGUGAAACGGCGGGAGCGGCUAAACAAAAGGCAAGUGAAACGGCGGGAGCGGCGAAGCAGAAGGCGGAUGAGACGGCGGGAGCUGCUAAGGCAAAGUAUGAUGAGAGUGAAGAAGCAACGAGAAGAAAAAUGGAUGAAAUGAAAAUGCACGAAGGCCAUGAUGAUCAUGACCGGAAAGUUGCUACCGGUGGUAUUUUCGGUGCGCUCGGAAGUAUAUUAGCACCGAAACAUACCACCGAUGAGACUAGUACAGGAGGAGGAACGAAGAUCGUGGUGGAUGUGGACGAGACUCGAGGAGGUAAGACAGCAACGUCGUUGAAACAGGCCGAUCAGAUGAGCGGCCAGACGUUCAACGACGUUGGAAGAAUGGAUGUUGAAGGGAGUAUUGCUGAAGUUGAAGCCAAGGAUUCAACAGGGAAAAAUGUGAAAGUGAAGUAUUAAAAAAUAAAAUGCAUUUAUCUUUUCUUUCUUUUUGGUUUAUGUGUUUUGUAUAACUUUUGAAUUUGGUUGUAUUUUGGUUUGUGUUUAACAAGUAAAAAAUAGUAGUAAAAUAGUAUUUCGGUUUUGUUUGUUUACUUCUCAAGUAUUCUAAAUUAAUGUGGGGUUUUUGAA
This is a messenger RNA of Solanum pennellii, 1567 nucleotides long. RefSeq names its product late embryogenesis abundant protein ECP63. The record is from RefSeq and is a predicted model, not a curated record. Lineage: Eukaryota; Viridiplantae; Streptophyta; Magnoliopsida; Solanales; Solanaceae. The transcript has 2 exons. Bases 59 to 1396 code for a protein of 445 amino acids.